Raphanus sativus (radish) is the source of this 1051-nucleotide messenger RNA. RefSeq names its product transmembrane ascorbate ferrireductase 1. The record is from RefSeq and is a predicted model, not a curated record. Bases 155 to 862 code for a protein of 235 amino acids. The transcript is spliced from 4 exons. Lineage: Eukaryota; Viridiplantae; Streptophyta; Magnoliopsida; Brassicales; Brassicaceae. Gene Ontology annotation, molecular function: oxidoreductase activity.
UCGCGGCGACCACGUGGUUGGUUUAUCCGGGUCAUCUCAUAGGUUGAAGCUUUUUUUGUUCCCACAACCAUCGAGAUUAAUCUGACAACAGAAGUAGAAGAAGAGGAGAGAAAAAGACAAGAACAAGAAAAAAAGGAAACAAAAGAGUUCAGUUAUGGCUGUCGGGAUUAACGCGAUGCCGGUGACGUUUGCGGCCCACGCGCUGGCUGUAAUAGCGGCGAUUAUGGUUCUUGUUUGGAAUAUCAGCUACAGAGGUGGUCUUGCUUGGGAAGCUGAAAACAAGAAUCUCAUAUUUAAUCUGCAUCCUGUUCUGAUGCUCAUUGGAUUUGUAAUCUUGGGAGGAGAAGCAAUUAUAAGUUACAAAUCGCUUCCCUUGGAGAAACCGGUGAAGAAGCUGAUCCAUCUUAUUCUCCAUGCCAUUGCUCUGGCUCUUGGGAUCUGGGGAAUCUGCGCAGCCUUCAAGAACCACAAUGAAAGUGGCAUCCCUAACCUCUACAGCCUCCAUUCUUGGAUUGGUAUUGGUGUCAUUUCUCUUUAUGCCUUCCAGUGGGUGUACAGCUUCGCAGUGUUCUUCUUCCCAGGAGGGUCACCGAAUCUGAGAAGCGGUUUGCUUCCGUGGCACGCAAUUCUAGGCCUAUUUGUUUAUAUUCUUGCGGUUGGGAACGCAGCUUUAGGGUUUCUGGAGAAGCUGACUUUCCUGGAGAGUGGUGCUAAGCUUGACAAGUACGGUCCAGAAGCGUUUCUUGUGAACUUCACAGCCAUCGUCACCAUUCUCUUUGGUGCCUUAGUGGUGCUCACUGCUUCUGCUAAGUCUCCCUCCUCCAUUGAUGAUGCUGACAACUACAGCUACUCUGCUAUAUGAAAACGCUUUGUACAUUUCCGCAGUUCCUCGCAUAUCUUUUGUUGCUCCUUGGUGCUAUCAAAAGAAAAGAUCAUAUUCUUAUUUGAUGUAUUUGUAGUGAAAAACACUUUGUGUUUGUGGUUUCGCUGAUUAUGAGUUUGCUACUUCUGAUGUGUAAAAUCUUCAGUAAUAUUAUUGAAAAUUGCAACA